AUGUUCCGGAAGCUAGAAUUAUGGCACUUACCCACAGCGGAUAAUGGGAAUAUUUUCAGGAGCUCCGCUGAUAUUUUCCCUAUGUUUCCUUCGAACUAUCGUGCUCACGCUUCACCGGAAUCGUUUGUCAAGCUCAACUCCUCUGUUUUCGCAUUGGGAGCAACUUAUGACGCACGUGUGGGGAACAUGGGGCAGCAGUACGUGCGCGUACUGCUCGUCGCACGUCCCCAUCGCACGUUCAAGUGUCGCUUUGCGAGUGGCACGAUAGUGGAUGGUGGCAAAUUGUAUGAAAUGUCGGAAAAUCAUGCGAUGAAGUAUGGUGUAUACUUUCUGAACUGUCCAAUACCACCAAACGAACGCGUCAGCGACCGAAUCGAAGUGAAGGUAAUGGGCAACGCGGCACCAUGGAGACCGGUACCAGUUUUAUACUACAUACCACCAGAAACUGCCAUUAAAGAUUACAAGUACGAGCUUACAAUCUGCCUACCGUUUCUGUUUGGAAAACGAUAUUCCGGGAAAGCGGUGGUUGAGUUUAUGGAGCUUAAUCAAAUUCUUGGAGUUGAUCAUUUCGUGGUCUAUCUCAAUAAAAAGGAUAUACCGGAUUCGUUACUGAACGUUGUGGAUUUCUACGAACGGCUUGGGCUUCUGGAAGUGUCUCGUCUCGAAAUACCUGUCAACCCUAAGCAUAUAUGGUAUCGUGGACAACUAGUCACUAUCACAGAUUGUCUGUAUCGCAAUAUGGGCGUGUCGCGUUUCGUCGCAUUUCAAGAUCUGGACGAGUUUCUGAUUCCACAGACACCGAACGCGUCCAUACACUCGGCGCCUCUCCUAGUAACGCCUGAAAACGUUAUUCACCAAGGAUGUUGCUUCAGUUCGUGUGCCCUCUCAAUAUAUGAAGCUAACGCACUUGGGAGAGCUUAG
Molecule: messenger RNA, 921 nt
Organism: Cooperia oncophora
Lineage: Eukaryota; Metazoa; Nematoda; Chromadorea; Rhabditida; Trichostrongylidae
Source: the annotation of a GenBank genome assembly